UCCAGAGAAAAGCAGGGGAAGACAAGGAGAAAAGAGCAGAGCAGAGGAGCAAACAUGUCCCGGUUCGUUGAUCCGCUGGUGGUGGGGCGGGUGAUCGGCGAGGUGGUGGACAUGUUCGUGCCGUCGGUGGCCAUGGCCGUGGCCUACGGCGCCAGGGACCUCAGCAACGGCUGCCACGUGAAGCCCUCCCUGGCCGCCGACCAGCCGCUCGUCCGCAUCUCCGGCCGCCGCAACGACCUCUACACCCUCGUGAUGACGGAUCCUGACGCGCCUAGCCCUAGCGAGCCCACCAUGAAGGAGUACCUCCACUGGAUAGUGGUUAACAUACCGGGUGGAACAGAUGCAACUAAAGGUGAGGUGGUGGUGCCGUACAUGGGGCCGCGGCCGCCGGUGGGCAUCCACCGCUACGUGCUGGUGCUGUUCGAGCAGAAGACGCGCUUCCCCUGCGUCCCGGCGGCGUCGCCGGACGACCGCGCCUACUUCAACACCCGCGCCUUCGCCGCCAACCACGAGCUCGGCCUCCCCGUCGCCGUCGUCUACUUCAACUCCCAGAAGGAGCCGUCCGGACACCGCCGGCGUUGAUGAAAUGGCGCGCCGGCCUAGCUACUCCGGCACGCCCGCUGCAUGCUCACCGACCAACAAUAGUUAAUCCCGGUGAAGAAUAAUAACUAAACAUCCAUAAACUAGCCAGCAACUGGCAUGUGCUGUAUUACCGUCCUUUAAUUGCACUGUGCUUGUGUAAUGUGUAUGCAUGCAUGAGUUGCAUGAAAAUCAUAUAUAUCUCCGCGCGACGGGGAUAUUUCCUCCGCGUGUUCUUGUAAUAAUAGUACUAGCAUGCAGUUGG
Triticum dicoccoides is the source of this 844-nucleotide messenger RNA. Its product is annotated as protein MOTHER of FT and TFL1 homolog 2-like. The record is from RefSeq and is a predicted model, not a curated record. NCBI's taxonomy places the organism in Eukaryota, Viridiplantae, Streptophyta, Magnoliopsida, Poales, Poaceae. The coding region runs from base 55 to 582 and encodes 175 amino acids. The transcript is spliced from 4 exons.